ACAUCGACUGUCAAGGUCUGCAGACAGAGCCCCUUUCGAUUUCAGACCUAAAGCUGCAUCAAUUUUCAGCAAACAGGUAUGACCGGAAAUUGGGUUUUAAGCCUGACAAAAUAAAUCGUUAAGGGGAGGAGCGCUGUGUGGAGCAUUUCCACUCGUUAAUGCUUCAAGCAUUCAAGAGACAGACCAGAACAACUUGCUUUCACUCAGAAAUGUGUUAUGAAGUUCACUCAGAGAGUACUGUUCUCGCCAGGUUCCCACUUGGUUCCCCAGUUCCUUUUACUCACGUCCUGCAUUUCUUAUUGAUGACAAACUUUGCCUCAAGGGCAGCGGUCGAUCAUUUGGUUCCUGAGGUCUGCUGCUGUCAAACUUCAGCUGACAUGGAUCUGUUGCACCGACGGACGCACUGAACUGUUUUGCUUAGCUGGCUGCGACAGGACGGACUUAUUGCAGUUAUUUCGUCUUCAAGUUUUUCUUUAAAAAAAACAACAAAAAACUUUAGCAGACACAGACAUGCAGAAGUUAAACUCUAGCGGGACGCACUGCAACACGCUGCCCCGGGACGCGGAGGUCCCGCUGCGGUUGGCUGACAGCGGAGGCUCCGGGGAAGGGAGGGAGAACGGCGCUGGGAAACAUUUCCCAACACAGCCUGAAGACCAGGGCUUGUUUUGUACCAAGAGGAAGAUGCUUGUCGCCUUGGAUGUUAUAUGUAUUUUAGUUGCUUCCAUCCCAUUUUUUGCUUGUGAAUUGAAGGCAGUAACCCCAUAUGAACGAGGCUUUUUCUGCGGAGAUGACACCAUCACCUAUCCCUACUUGGAGAGGGAGGCCAUCCCUGACAACCUGCUCAUUGCAGGUGGCAUUGCUAUUACUGGCUUAACAAUUGCUCUGGGCGAGUGUUAUCGGGUGCGUUUCCGAGGUGUACUCUCACAAGCUUUUGUUAGAAACCGCUAUGUGUCAUGUCUAUACAAGGAACUGGGAAGCUUCCUGUUUGGUUGUAGUGUGGGGCAGUCUCUCACCAACAUGGCCAAGCUCAGUGUGGGGCGCCUGCGACCGAACUUCCUCUCUGUGUGCAACAUCACAUAUGCAUCUAUUAAAUGCACUCCUGGCAGCUACGUCUCUCAGGUCAUCUGCAAUCAGCCAAUCCCCAAGUUGGUGGAAGAGGCAAGGAAAUCAUUUUUCUCUGGUCAUGCUUCCUUUGCGAUGUACACCAUGCUUUAUCUGGCAUUCUACCUGCAGGCCAGGUUGUCAUGGCGAGGAGCUCGGUUAUUGCGUCCCCUUGUGCAGUUCCUCUUAGUGAUGUUGGCCUUCUACACAGGCCUGAGCCGCAUCUCUGACUACCGCCACCACCCCACUGAUGUCCUCACUGGCUUCAUUCAAGGGGGUCUCACUGCAUACUGGGUGGCUUUUCACAUCUCGUCGAUGUUUAAGCCCUGUGCCCGUCCAGACCUGUCUCCAACAAAAAUGUCCCUGGAUAGUCCACUGUCCAGCCAGCAAACUGUUUGCUAGCAGGUGGCAUCAGGAGAACAAUAAGAGAGGAUGGACUGCAGUACAGCAAGAAAAACAUACAGGGAAGGGAUAAACUUUAGGAUAUAAAGUAAGGGAAUCAUUUCAAGACAAGGAGGUGAUAGAAGAGUACAAUCUAACCCAAGCUUAUACAUCCUGGCAUACUGAUUAAUAUGCUGAUGUACAUUUAUGUAACAUAUUUACACACAUGUGAAAUGCAAGAAGCACAUAGGGCAGUACAUAAAACCUGCCCAGUGAACAAAAUGAAUAUUUCAAAUAUUUUUUAUAUAAAUAUAAAAUAUAUAUAUUUUCAAGAUAAUUUUAAUAAGCUGCUAUUUUUUUUCCAUUUGGUCUUAUUUUCCCAAAGAGGAGGGUAUUAGCAUUUACCUUAGCUUUCAGAGUACAUUCAAUCAUUCUCUGAUUCUGAGUGAAAAAUGAGAAAACAGCAGCCUCCUCUUUUUAGUUUUUUAGUUGCUUCUCUGUUCAACUGGGAAUGUAUCAACCAGCAGCUGUGAACUUAGACCACCUCACCACCUCUGAUGUGAAGACAGCUUUGUAAAAUCUGCAGGACUGGCAAGAGAUGACCAACGAGCACUUACUUAAACUUCUGACCAUCUUUACCUUCGCUGCCACAUCGUGACACUUUCCUCACCAGACUGCCUGGCUUCCCCUUGACUAAACCAUUUCCUGUGUGUUCGCAAAGAAAACCCAAUAUUUGUGCUGUAAUACAAUGCAAUUGUUCUCUUUUGAGUAACCGAGGUGGUGAGUGGAAGGACUCUUACCUGGAUUCUCCCCUUCCACAACACCACUUUUCUGUACUAACCACUUUUCUCAGAAGGUGGAGGCUUGACUGAAUUUUUUGUAACCUCUGACUUUUGCCUCUGGACUCCAAUCUCUUAGCUGCACCUUGAUUUAUGCCACUCAGAAAGGAGAUGUUUGACUGAGAUACAGUUGUUCUCCUGUAAAUCAAACUUAAUAGCACUUGACCUAAUAACAGGUAACCUUCUAAUAAUAAUCUGUGUUAUAUAUUUUAUUACAAGUUUGAAUAAUCAGUGUUUAUUUUUAUUAACUUCAAACUCAUACACUAUGAUUUUGUCUAAAUAUGUUAAUUGUGCAAACUGUAUGUAAAUAGCUGUCACCACACAGAAUUUUAAAAGUAUUAGUUUCAAGUCUUGGACAGAUUUGACAUGUUUGUGUAAGUGUAUGUACAGGUGCACAGUGUCGCUCUCUUACUUGUUGUAACAAUUAGACUGAGCCACAGAUAUUAUCAAAAAGCUAUGUGUGUUGUCUUCCCAGUUAUUGUUUGUUUAUGUCUUUAUCUGUGAAUGCCACAUAGGCAGAAAUAACCACUGUACUAAAAAAAACAAAAACAAGCAAACAACAACCAAACCAUUAAAGUGAAUGUUGAAUGUU
Messenger RNA from Girardinichthys multiradiatus, 2913 nucleotides. RefSeq names its product phospholipid phosphatase 3-like. The coding region runs from base 511 to 1503 and encodes 330 amino acids. Lineage: Eukaryota; Metazoa; Chordata; Actinopteri; Cyprinodontiformes; Goodeidae. The transcript is spliced from 6 exons. The record is from RefSeq and is a predicted model, not a curated record. Gene Ontology annotation, molecular function: phosphatidate phosphatase activity. Gene Ontology annotation, biological process: phospholipid dephosphorylation; signal transduction; phospholipid metabolic process.